AUGCCAAAGGACAAGCGCAAGCGCGCAAGCGCCGCCGGCGACGCGUCCCCUUAUGCGAAGCCCUCAGCCAAAGCGUCGGCCGCGCACUCAAUCUUCAAAAUGGACAAGGACCUCGGCCAGCAUAUUCUCAAGAACCCCGGUGUCGCGAGUGCCAUAGUGCAAAAGGCAUAUUUGAAACAGUCGGACCAUGUCCUCGAAGUCGGACCCGGCACGGGCAACUUGACGGUCCUCAUACUGAAGGCCGCCAAGGCUGUCACCGCCGUCGAGAUGGAUCCUCGUAUGGCUGCCGAGUUGACCAAACGAGUGCAAGGAACGGCCGAGGCGAAGCGUUUGAAGGUCAUGCUGGGAGAUGUGAUCAAGACGGAACUUCCACACUUCGAUGUAUGCAUUAGCAACACACCAUACCAAAUUUCGAGUCCCCUGGUGUUUAAGCUGCUGAGCUUGCCCAGCCCGCCCAGGAGUUGCAUCCUCAUGUUUCAGCGGGAAUUUGCCAUGCGCCUCUUCGCUAAGCCGGGCGAGAAGCUCUACUCAAGACUGUCAGUCAACGUGCAGAUGUGGGCCAAGGUCAGCCACAUUAUGAAAGUUGGCAGAAACAACUUCAACCCGCCGCCCCAGGUCGAGAGCAAUGUCGUUCGUAUCGAGCCAAAGCAUCCCAGGCCACAGAUCGCCUAUGAUGAAUGGGACGGUCUUCUCAGAAUAGCCUUUGUGCGAAAGAACAGGACCUUGCGUGCUUCGUUCCUUGGCACAGCUGCCGUGGUGGAGCUUCUCGCAAGCAAUUACCGUCUUUUCUGCGCACAGAACGACAUUCUUCUCGAUGAUUCACCAAUAAAUCCCAACGAAGGUACCUUAGAGGCUGAGGGCAUGGAAGUAGACGAAGAUGAUGAUUUCAAAGGGUUCUCGGACCCCGAUGAUCCUGACGAUGAACUUCCCGACUUCUUCAAGCAGAUGCAGUCUGAGAAGAAGAAGAACGGGAUUAAUAGAAAGAAAAAGGGAAGGGUAAGUGAACUAGUACGAGAAAAAGUGAGGAAAAUAUUAGAAGAUGAGACACAACUCGCAGAAAAGCGAGCGCGACUAUGUGAUGAAGGAGACUUCCUUAAGCUAUUGUAUGCUUUUAAUCAAGAGGGUAUCCACUUUAGCUAG
This is a messenger RNA of Plenodomus lingam JN3, 1140 nucleotides long. RefSeq lists its product as uncharacterized. Lineage: Eukaryota; Fungi; Ascomycota; Dothideomycetes; Pleosporales; Leptosphaeriaceae. Gene Ontology annotation, molecular function: rRNA (adenine-N6,N6-)-dimethyltransferase activity. The record is from RefSeq and is a predicted model, not a curated record. Gene Ontology annotation, cellular component: nucleolus. Gene Ontology annotation, biological process: rRNA methylation.